AUGAAUAAUUCUGAUUCUCCACCACCACCUCCUCCCCCACCGGAGCUAUUUGAGCCCGAUGGCAUGGAGCUUCCGCCACCCCCACCACCUCCAUUAGAUGAUAAUGAUGAUAACAUGUUACCACCACCUCCUCCCCCGGGUCUUGACGAUGAUGCAGAUUUCAUGGAGCAACCACCACCGCCACCUUCACCAUCAAUGCCACCGCCUCUCCCCCCACCAACAAUUAAUGAUGGAAAUGAUAAAAUGAACAAUUUAGAUAAUGUGCUUAAUGGGAAGCUGCCGAAUGGGAUGAAAAGGAAAUUAGAGGAUGGAAAGGUUUCCAAGGUUAGCCGCAAAAAGUUGAAAAAGCUCAAGAAAUCUGGAAGGGGCCAAGUUCAAGCUCAAAAGCCUGAGUUACCACCCGAACAUUUAAGAAAGAUUAUUGAAAGCCAUACGGAUAUGACAUCGAAAAGAUUCAAUCACGAGAAGAGAGCUUUCUUGGGAGCUUUGAAGUACAUGCCUCACGCAAUUUUGAAACUUUUAGAAAAUAUGCCACAACCCUGGGAACAAGUAAAAACGGUCAAGGUGCUUUAUCACGCUACGGGCGCCAUCACUUUCGUCAACGAGAUUCCAAGAGUCAUCGAACCUGUAUACAUUGCUCAAUGGUCGACUAUGUGGCUUGCCAUGAGAAGGGAAAAGCGUGACAGAACUCAUUUCAAGAGGAUGAGAUUCCCUCCUUUUGAUGACGAUGAACCGCCAGUAUCCUAUUCCGACAAUAUUCAAACGCUAGAGCCCCCAAAUCCAAUAUACUUGCAACUGGACAAUUAUGAGGAUAAAUUGGUAAAAGAAUGGCUUUACGACUCAAAGCCGCUUAUAAAUAACCAGGGAAAAGUUAAUGGAACAUCUUACAAGACAUGGUAUCUUUCGCCACAAAUUAUGGCUAAUUUAAACAGACUAUCCACCCCUCUUAAGAGUGAAAUUCAUGAUGAUAACCAUUACUAUCUUUUUGAUAAGAAAUCUUUUUUUACAUCCAAAGCAUUGAAUAAUGCUAUACCGGGUGGUCCCAAAUUUGAACCACUGUAUCCCCACGAGGAAGAAGAGGAUUACAAUGAAUUUAAUUCGAUCGAUAGAAUCAUUUUCAGAGUUCAGAUACGAAGUGAAUAUCGAAUAGCAUUUCCUCAUUUGUAUAACUCUCGUCCCCGUUCAGUGCAAAUGUCGUGGUACAGUAAACCAAUAUGUUGCCUCCCUAACAGAGAGGAAGAUCCUGAUUUACCCACUUUUUCCUUCGAUGUUAUGUUCAAUCCAAUUACAAGAACUCAGAACAAGAAGAAUCAAAGAUCGGAUAAUGAUGAAUUUACGUUGAAUGAAGAUUUCACAGCACUUAUGACAAACGAAGAGCUUGAGUUACCGGAGACCAAGGAUGCUUUUGACCUCUACCAUUCACCAUAUCCUUUCAAUAAAAACUCCGGAAGAAUGGUACGAGCUCAAGAUGUCACCCUGGUAAAAAAUUGGUACCUACAGAGAUCUGAUCAGGAUUUUCCGCUAAAGACGAGGGUAUCUUAUCAGAGAUUAUUAAAAUCACAUGUCUUUAACGAACUCAAGACUAAAAAGCCUGCUGACGUUAAAAAGGUAAAGCUACUUAAAAGCCUGAGAAAUACUAAAUAUUUUCAGCAAACGACUAUAGACUGGGUGGAAGCUGGUUUACAAUUAUGUCGGCAAGGUCAUAAUAUGUUAAAUCUCUUGAUUCAUCGUAAGGGAUUGACCUAUCUGCAUUUGGAUUACAACUUUAAUUUGAAACCAACCAAGACGUUAACCACAAAAGAGCGUAAAAAGUCAAGGUUUGGGAAUGCCUUUCACCUAAUGAGAGAGAUUUUGAAAAUGAUUAAACUGUUAGUAGAUGCUCAUGUUCAAUUUCGAUUAGGAAAUGUAGAUGCCUUUCAAUUGGCAGAUGCAAUCUAUUAUAUUUUCAACCAUCUAGGCCAUUUGACUGGGAUUUACAGGUACAAAUAUAAAGUCAUGCAUCAGAUACGUGCUUGUAAAGAUUUAAAGCACGUAGUCUAUCAUAGGUUUAAUAAAAUUAUUGGCAAGGGACCCGGAUGUGGGUUCUGGCAACCAGCUUGGAGAGUUUGGAUUUUCUUUAUGAGAGGAAUUAUCCCGCUAUUGGAAAGGUGGUUAGGAAACCUUUUGGUUCGUCAAUUUGAAGGACGUAAUAAUGAAAUAAUAAAAACCACCACUAAACAGCGAGCAGAUGCAUAUUUUGACCUGGAACUUAGAGCCUCUGUAAUGAAGGACAUCCUAGAAAUGAUUCCUGAGGGAAUCAGACAGGACAAGGCAAGGACCAUUCUGCAACAUUUGAGCGAGGCCUGGAGAUGUUGGAAAGCGAAUAUUCCAUGGGACGUUCCAGGAAUGCCAAUUCCCGUAAAGAAAAUAAUUGAAAGAUAUGUUAAGGCCAAGGCAGAUGGUUGGGUAUCAGGAGCACACUCGAAUCGUGAACGCAUCAAGAAGGGGACACACGUAGAGAAAACAGCUUUAAAGAAAAACUUAGGCCGAAUGACAAGACUUUGGAUUAAAUAUGAACAAGAAAGACAACAGCAAAUCGAGAAGAAUGGGCCUGAAAUUACGCCUGAUGAAGCCACCGCAAUAUUUUCCACUAUGGUGGACUGGUUGGAGAAAAGAGACUUUUCGCCAAUCCCUUUCCCUCCUUUGGCAUAUAAAAAUGACACAAAAAUACUCGUCUUGACUUUGGAAAACCUAAAAGAUGCUUAUGGUUCGAAAGUGAGAUUGAAUUCUGCUGAACGUGAAGAACUGGCUCUUAUCGAAGCAGCAUAUGAUAAUCCUCAUGAAACACUCAAUAGAAUAAAGAAAUAUCUUUUAACUCAGCGUGUGUUUAAACCCGUGGAAUUAUCUAUGGUGGACCAUUAUCAAAAUAUCGCACCAGUUUAUACUGUUGAUCCUCUCGAGAAAUUAACAGAUUUAUACCUAGAUCAAUAUCUCUGGUAUGAGGCCGAUGAAAGAAAACUGUUCCCCAACUGGAUUAAACCUAGUGACUCUGAAAUACCACCACUAUUGACUUACAAGUGGUGCCAAGGUGUGAACAACCUUUCUGAGGUCUGGGAUGUAUCGAAAGGCCAGUCGACCGUCAUGAUGGAAACUAAGCUCGAAGAAAUGGCUGAGAAAAUUGAUUUCACCUUACUCAAUAGACUAUUGAGAUUAAUUGUUGAUCCCAAUAUUGCUGACUAUAUGACAGCAAAAAAUAAUGUUAUUCUAAAUUAUAAAGACAUGAGCCAUGUUAAUAAGUAUGGUCUCAUCCGAGGUCUUCAAUUUUCUUCCUUCAUAUACCAGUAUUACGGACUGAUGAUGGAUAUUUUAAUGUUGGGAAUUGAUAGGGCGAUGGAUUUCGCUGGUCCCCCCAAUGAUCCUAAUGACUUCUUACAGCUAAAACAUCCAAGUGUAGAAAAGAAGCAACCAAUAAAAUUAUAUGCUCGUUAUCUGGAUACAGUGUAUGUCUUAUUCCAUUUCGAAGAAGAAGAAGCUAAUGAGUUGACAGACGAUUACUUAUCAGAAAACCCUGACCCAAAUUUUUCCAAUGCUGUUGGAUAUAAUAAUAAAAGGUGCUGGCCAAGAGAUGCACGUAUGCGGCUUGUGCGUGAGGAUGUAAAUCUGGGACGAGCUGUGUUUUGGGAAAUGCAAGGCAGAGUACCAGCUUCAUUGACAAAGAUCAAAUGGGAUAAUAGUUUUGUAUCAAUCUACAGCAAAAACAAUCCAAAUCUUUUAUUCUCCAUGUGUGGAUUUGAAGUUCGGAUCCUCCCAAAGCAAAGGACCAACGAGGUGAUUUCUACAGGUGAAGGUGUCUGGGAUUUAAUAGAUGAGCGAACAAAGCAAAGGACCGCCAAAGCCUUUUUAAAGGUAUCACAAGAAGAAAUCGAGAGGUUUGAUAGUAAAAUAAGAGGAAUCCUCAUGGGUUCGGGUUCUACAACUUUCUCUAAAGUUGCCUCCAAGUGGAAUACAGCGCUGCUCUCACUAUUUACCUACUUCAGAGAAGCAAUCGUGGCAACCGAACCUCUACUAGAUAUAUUGGUUAAAUCUGAAACAAAAAUCCAGAAUAGAGUUAAACUAGGGCUUAACUCAAAGAUGCCUACUCGUUUCCCCCCUGCCGUGUUCUACACCCCGAAAGAACUUGGUGGUCUGGGGAUGCUAAGUGCAUCUCACAUCUUGAUCCCUGCUGCUGAUCGCACGUACUCAAGACAAACAGACACUGGCAUUACCCAUUUUCGUGCCGGUAUGACACAUGAUGAUGACAAAUUAAUUCCGACCAUCUUCCGUUACAUUACUACCUGGGAGAAUGAAUUUCUGGAUUCUCAGAGAGUUUGGGCUGAAUACGCAACCAAAAGGCAAGAAGCCAUUCAGGAGAAUCGUAGAAUAGCAUUCGAAGAAUUGGAAAGUUCUUGGGAUAGAGGUAUUCCACGUAUCAGCACUUUAUUUCAGAGGGACCGUCACACAUUGGCCUAUGACAGAGGCCAUAGGAUUCGCAGAGAAUUCAAGCAAUUCUCAUUGGAACGUAAUAGUCCCUUUUGGUGGACUAAUGCUCAUCAUGAUGGUAAGCUUUGGAAUUUGAAUGCUUACAGGACAGAUGUCAUUCAAGCCCUUGGUGGUAUUGAAACAAUCCUAGAACACACUUUGUUCAAAGGCACAGGUUUCAGCUCUUGGGAAGGAUUAUUUUGGGAAAAGGCUGCUGGAUUUGAGGAUUCCAUGCAAUUCAAGAAACUAACGCACGCCCAGAGAACUGGUUUAAGCCAAAUUCCAAAUAGAAGAUUCACACUUUGGUGGUCACCCACUAUUAAUAGGGCAAAUGUUUACGUGGGCUUUUUAGUUCAAUUGGAUUUGACAGGAAUUUUUCUACACGGUAAGAUUCCCACUCUAAAGAUCUCACUGAUUCAAAUAUUCAGAGCUCACUUAUGGCAAAAGAUUCAUGAAAGCAUUGUAUUCGAUUUAUGUCAAAUAUUAGAUGGACAGCUUGAUGUUUUGCAGAUCGAGAGUGUUAACAAAGAAGCUGUUCACCCUCGUAAAUCCUAUAAAAUGAACUCAUCUGCCGCGGACAUAACGGUAAACAGUAUCCACCAGUGGGAAGUUUGCAAACCGUCUUUACUUCAUGCAACUAACGAUAAUUUUAAAGCUGCAUUGACUGACAAAAUGUGGGUGGAUGUACAACUACGUUAUGGUGAUUAUGACUCGCAUGACAUUUCUAGAUAUGUUCGUGCGAAGUUUUUGGAUUAUACUACUGACAGUGUCAGUAUGUAUCCAUCUCCUACGGGUGUCAUGGUUGGAAUCGACCUAGCCUACAACAUGUAUGAUGUUUACGGAAAUUGGUUCAACGGAUUAAAACCUUUAAUGCAAAAUAGUAUGAGAACCAUUAUGAGGGCAAACCCUGCCCUUUAUGUUCUUCGUGAAAGAAUACGGAAGGGUCUACAAAUCUAUCAAUCCAACGUUCAAGAACCAUUUUUGAACUCAUCAAACUACGCGGAACUGUUCAAUAAUGAUACUAAGCUUUUUGUGGAUGAUACCAACGUUUACAGGGUUACUGUACAUAAAACUUUCGAAGGAAAUGUCGCAACAAAGGCUAUUAACGGUUGUAUUUUUACAUUGAAUCCGAAAACAGGGCAUCUAUUCCUUAAGAUCAUCCACACCUCUGUUUGGGCUGGUCAAAAGCGGUUGAGUCAACUAGCUAAGUGGAAGACUGCAGAAGAAGUUAGUGCCUUAGUGAGAUCUCUUCCAAAAGAAGAGCAACCAAAGCAAAUUAUUGUCACUCGUAAAGCAAUGUUAGAUCCCCUGGAAGUUCAUAUGUUAGAUUUCCCCAACAUUUCAAUAAGACCAACAGAAUUGAGGCUACCAUUUGCGGCUUCCAUGGCAAUUGACAAGCUGUCAGAUACCGUGCUCAAAGCUACAGAGCCGCAAAUGCUUUUGUUCAAUAUAUAUGAUGAUUGGUUAGAAAGAGUUUCCUCUUACACGGCUUUCUCAAGAAUUAUUCUGCUUUUAAGGGGAUUGAAAACGAAUGAAGAGAAGGCCAAAAUGAUAUUGCUGGGAGAUCCAACUAUUCCAAUCAAGUCACAUCAUUUAUGGCCUUCAUUUACUGAUGAACAAUGGAUUGAAGUCGAGUCCAAGAUGCGUGACUUGAUUCUGGAGGAAUACAGCAAAAAGUACAACGUCAAUAUCUCCUCAUUAACUCAAACCGAAAUCAAGGACUUGAUACUUGGCCAGGAUGUCAAGGCUCCAUCAGUGAGAAGACAAAAGAUGGCGGAGCUGGAAGCCGCCAAGAAUGAUUCCACAAGGGAUGACGAGCUGGAAACUGGUGCAUCCACGGUAAUGAAGACAAAGACUGUGAAUGCCCAAGGUGAAGAAAUUGUCGUUGUAACAUCCGCCAACUAUGAAAACCAAGCGUUCAGUUCCAAGAACGAGUGGAGGAAGAACGCUAUUGCUAACAGCUUAUUAUACUUACGUUUAAGAAACAUUUACAUUGCAUCAGAAGAUUUCAUAGAGGAAAAGCCAGUAUUCGUUCUACCAAGGAAUUUGCUCAAAAAGCUAGUGGAAAUUUCAGACGUAAAAAUACAGGUGGCGGCUUAUCUUUAUGGUUCGUCUCCUGCAGAUCAUCCAAACAUCAAGGAAAUUAAAACAAUCGCCCUGAUACCGCAACUGGGGAACAGUAAGGCUGUUCAAUUGGGUAAGAUCCCUAAUGGUGAUACAAAUCCACAGUUGGACGGAUUAGAACUGUUAGGUUGGAUCCAUACUCAGACUGAAGAUAUAAAGUUUAUGACUGCCUUCGAUGUGGCAACUCAUGCAGAUCUGUUCAGCUCUGUUAAACGUGAAGCCAUUGAUUUGACAGUUUGCCUGGCACAAGGAUCUGUUUCAUUAGCCGCAUACAAUCUAACAGAUGAAGGUUAUUCUUGGGGAAUUCAGAACAAGGACGUUAUAACAACAACACCAGAGGAAUUUGAUCCAAGUUAUAGCGAACACGCACAAUUAUUACUCUCUGAACGUAUUAUGGGUAACUUUUUAGUGCCUUCUACAGAUGUUUGGAAUUUCACUUUCAGUGGUGCAACAUUUGAUCCAAGCUUGGACUACGAAUUAAAAGUUGGUAUCCCGCUGGAAUUCUACAACGAAAUGCACAGAGUUAUACAUUUCAUGCAAUUUAACGAAUUGGCUGGUGAUGAAGCAUUAGAAGCCGAGCAAGAAGAUGUACUUGCUUGA
This is a messenger RNA of Zygosaccharomyces rouxii, 7221 nucleotides long. It is a transcript of the gene PRP8, whose product is annotated as U4/U6-U5 snRNP complex subunit PRP8. Gene Ontology annotation, cellular component: U5 snRNP; catalytic step 2 spliceosome. Gene Ontology annotation, molecular function: protein binding; U5 snRNA binding; U6 snRNA binding. Gene Ontology annotation, biological process: mRNA splicing, via spliceosome; spliceosomal tri-snRNP complex assembly. The coding region runs from base 1 to 7221 and encodes 2406 amino acids. The transcript has a single exon. NCBI's taxonomy places the organism in Eukaryota, Fungi, Ascomycota, Saccharomycetes, Saccharomycetales, Saccharomycetaceae. The record is from RefSeq and is a predicted model, not a curated record.